Molecule: messenger RNA, 1781 nt
Organism: Kickxella alabastrina
Lineage: Eukaryota; Fungi; Kickxellomycota; Kickxellomycetes; Kickxellales; Kickxellaceae
Product: cytochrome P450
Exons: 1
Coding region: 101-1660 (519 amino acids)
Molecular function (GO): heme binding; iron ion binding; monooxygenase activity
Source: RefSeq, a predicted model, not a curated record
CAAGCACUGUUUUUUUACAAUUAUCCCCAAUGCUGUUUUGAUGUCAACUUUAUUCUUAUUUCUCAUUCAUAUCUUGCAUUAGCUUAUUAAAAUCACUACUAUGACCAGUGUCCCUGUCUUUUUGGCAGGCGCUCUGCGGGAGCUACUCCAACCACUCAACAUUCUUUGUGGACUCGUUGCCUACUUUUGCUGGAAAUUAAUCUAUGCCCUUUAUUUCUCGCCUCUCCGCAACGUUCCUGGUUCAAUCUGGCCGCGCAUUACCAGUCUAGCCCUGUUUUUUUACGAAGUUCGUGGUUUGGAGCCUGAAUUCAUUAAGUUCCACAACAAAAAAUAUGGCGGCAUAUUUGUCAUGACCCCGUCUAGAGUGGCUAUCUGCGACCCUGAAGACAGUCAAAUAAUACUGGGGACACAUGCCUUCUUGAAGGACAAGCGCUAUAGCAAUAUUGAGAUCAUGGAACCAAACAUGUUUCUAACCGUCGACCCCGAAUUAAACAAACAGCGCCGCAGACAGAUGGGACCAUCAAUGAGUGUGGCAAACCUAAAGCUGAUGGAGCCAGCCAUUCUGGAAGCCGGACCCAAGCAGUUGUUCAACAAGUGGGACCGAGACAUUGAGCAAUCUGCGGAUGGGCUAACAGCUAGGGUAUCAUACUACAAUGAUCUUAUGCUUAUGGCUUUUGAUAUUGUUGGCUCAUUGGGAUUUGGACAGACACACAGGUCGCUGACAUCGGGGGAUACGCAAAUUGUCAAGUGGGUGCACAGCGCAUUUAUGCUUAUAUUCUUGCAGUCAGUUAUGCCUUUGGUCAAGACUACUCUGUUUCGUCAGUUCAUUGUCAAGUCAUUCUACGACAAAUUUGAUGCGUUCCACACUUUGUGUGCCAAGGCUGUCAGCAAGCGCAAAAAGCUCCUGAGUGGCCUGCAACCUAACGAGAACAAACCCAAGGAUAUUCUGCAGUCGUACAUUGAUGCUGAGGAUCCCGAGUCGCGCAUCCGAAUGACAUCCAGCCAGGUGGUUGCCGAGACAGUCAUCAGUUUGUUGGCUGGCUCGGAUACCACCUCCAACACAAUGGUCUGGACUAUCCACCUGCUCCUCAUGCAUCCGCACUACUACUCUCGAGUAGUCGAGGAAGUGCGUGCGGUAUUUGAUCGCGACCAUAUAAUUAGCUACAGUGAGGCCAAGACCAGUCUUCCGUUCCUUGAAGCUUGCAUUUACGAGUCUCUGCGGUUAGUUCCUGUAGCAACCAAAAUGCCCCGGUUUAUUCCCCCUGGUGGUGCGACCCUACAUGGUCACUUUAUUCCUGAAGGGUAUAAUUGCACUGUGAGUAUCACGGGUGUUAACACUAAUCCUGAGGUGUGGGAAAGAUCUUACGAGUUUUACCCUGAGCGGUUCCUGGACAACAAAGCAAACAGGCGGAUUGUAUUGACAUUCAGUGCCGGCGUAAGGGUGUGCCCGGGCAAGAACCUAGCAUGGAUGGAAAUACAGUCAACGCUGGCCAAUAUUUUCAAUAGGUACAAUUUGGAGAUUCCUGCCGACUCGCUGUUUACGCCUGACAGGGUUGAUAAUAACGGACUGCCAAUUUUGAUGCCUCGUAAACUUGUUACAACUUGUAUGUCAAAGUUUCCUGAGCGCGACUGCGUUGUUUUAGUUACAAGGCGUGUAUGAAUUAAUAAAUUAACUUGUUACUUUGCGAUGUGUUGUACCAAUUUUAAUAACAGCGCCUAAAGCUGACUAAAUAUGACAAUAGUGGUACCAAUCACAAUGGCCAAAAUACUGUGUAUGAAAG